UACUGGCUCUUUAUAGCAAAGGAACAAACCAUCUUACAAAUUCGUGCCCUCUUGGUUCGCUCCUCGGGUUGUGUGAAGCUGUCAAAGGCCGGACUGUGAUCGGGGAGAGGGAUGGUCAACAUGGCGUCGGAGCAGGAAAUCUCAAAUGCACCAGUGAAGAAGUCCAUGAGGGAGAAAGCUAUUGAGCGUAGGACAAUAAAUAAAGAGCACAACAGUAAUUUUAAGGCUGGAUAUGUUCCUAUUGAGGAGGAGAGGCUCCACAAGACAGGAUUGAGGGGUCGCAAGGGCAUUAUUGCUAUUGGCAUAAUCAUCCUACUUUUUCUGCUUGCUCUUAUCAACCUCAUUAUAACGCUGGUGAUAUGGACAGUGAUACGGAUAGGUCCUGGAGGUUGUGAAAGUAUGGAGUUUCAUGAGAGUGGGCUGCUACGCUUCAAACAGAAGACUGACAUGGGAGUAGUCCACCCACUGCACAAGAGCACGGUGGGCGGCAGGAAGGCUCAGGACCUUAUCAUCACAGGCAACAGUAAUCCAGUGGUGUUCCAGCAGGGCAACACAAAGCUGAGCGUUGCGGAAGAUAAGACCUCUAUUGUUAGUGACUUGGGCAUCUCAUUCACUGACCCCCGCACUCAGACCACUUUCUUCAGCACAGAUUUUGACAAUCAUGAGUUCCACCUGCCCAAAGAUGUCAAAGUUCUCAACGUGAAGAAAGCUUCUACUGAGAGGAUCACCAGCAAUGCAUCCUCUGACCUCACUAUCAAAGGAGAUGGUAAAGCCAUUAUUCGUGGCAAUGAGGGAGUGUACAUCAUGGGCAAAACUGUAGAGUUCAGCAUGGGUGGGGACAUUGAGCUGAAAGCCGAAAACAGCAUAAUUCUGAAUGGCUCAGUGAUGUUCAGUCCGUCGCAUAUACCAAACUCCUCUCUUGGGGUAGAUCUGUACUUCAAUGAAGGUCUGGAGAGGUAUAAACUUUGCAUGUGUGCAGAUGGGACCCUGUUCAGAGUGCAGGUCAAAUACUCCAACAUGGGCUGCCAAACCUCCGACAACCCUUGUGGAGCAGCACACCUAUAGAAGAGACAGGAAUACCACAGAAAGAUACAUACCCAUGCUAGAGUGAACUGCCAAAAGCUACAAAGAAGGUAAUUUUUUGGUAUAUGCAUUUACACCUACCAUUAUCCUCAGAGAAAAACUGGACAAAAGUUAUAAAAUUAGUGUGAACUAGAAAUAUAUGCCUAAAUCGUAAAUCGCCUCACACUACCACAUACCAAGACAGUUUCUACUAUACACCCACUUACUUUAUUGGAGGUCCCAGAAACACACACAGGCACACCUCUUCAAUGAUAAUCACUCCGUUAUAACCAUAAAACCGGCCCAGCACAAACAGUCCAGUUUUCUUUUAUGUAAUAGCUUGGCCGAGCGUUCCCUUUGCAUUAUCAUUGGCUCAUUUCAGUGUUUUACAGCCUUGGAGCUUCCAACUUUCACCCUUCACUGUAUGUGCUUUUAUAUAUUGUAUCACAGCAGAGUAAUUUAGGAAUUUAGGUAACCAGUAUUUUUCUGAGCAGUAUUUCUACACACUUGUUUGAACCCUUCCUGUCAUUAAUAACCAUCAAAUGAGCAGAUAGGAAUGUUGUUUGAUUGGUGUAGAGGUUUGAACAGUUUGCCGCUUGUGUCGAUGCUAUUGUCCUGCACCGUAUUGGAAUAUUCAAACCUGUCCUGUUUGAAUUUCUUUUCUUUUUUUGUAAAUGUAGUUGCAUAUACAGUGCUCUGUAUGUGGGCAGCUUAGAAUUAUCUAGGUCCUGUCGGAAUCUGUGCGACAGGACCUAGAUUUUACAUUGGGCAUAAAGUGGCAACCCUACAAAGUAUCAAAAUUUUUUAUUGAACAAAAGUAAAAAAAAUAAAUAAAAAAAACGUCUUCCUUCUAUUCAACCUUGAAUUUACAUUUUGAAAAAAAAAAUAAAUAAAUAUUCAUAUAUUUAUAUAUUAAUGUAUUUCUAAAGUAUAGCCAUAAGACAUAAAUGUUACACAUGUUAACAUGAUUUUAGUGUGAUAAAAUGGCUUAUUGACCUUAUCUGUGUAAAGGUAUGUACAAAAUUACAACUGCAUUGCCAUGACGAUGUAACAACUGUAAAGACUGUAAUACAUUUUUAUCACACUUGAAUCAAGUAGAACAUGUUAACAUUUAUAAUGUUUACGUUUUGUGGCGAUAUUUUUGAAACUGUGUAUUUUAACAAACAUUACUUGACCAUUCACUGUAAGUGCCUUACUGUGAUUUAUUUUAAUUUUUUUAAUAAUCAAGGAAUGGGUUGUUUUUUAUUUUUAUUUUUUCCUGUGGUAAUCAACAUUAGGCUACAAAUGCUGUAGAUUGAGCAUUAUUUGUACUGAACACAGAACAUUCCCUUGAUCUAACCCUUAAAAUUACUUAAAAUAAUAUUUUUCACUUAAAUAUAGCCAGUUCAUUCUUUUUAGGUUAAGGCUUUUUUUUCCCCAGUUAACAUUAUCACUUUAAAGUUAACAAAAACAAAAUGUCUUUAAAAUUCAGCCCUAUAUAAAUAAAAUAAUAUAUAUAUAUAUAUAUUAAUGUGACACUGUACUUUAGGGUGAAUAGGACAACUGCCUUUUUAGAAAGUAUUACAUUGUGCUUAUAGUGAAUUUUGUUUUGCAACCCACCUGUCUAGGUAUUGUGGUUUUCAGAGACUUUUGGAGGGGAUUAUAAAUGGGCUAAAUUAUGAAAUGGCUCAUUUGUCAUUAAGAGUUUUUUUCAGUGUUGUGUAUGUGUAUAUGUAACUUCAUGAAACAGUAGAUAGUUAUACAUUACUUUUGGCACAUCAUUUCAUGGCUUGUAUUAUAGUGCCAAGUUACUGUUACCUUAUCAGAGUGCCAUGGAUUAAUGAGAAAUUAUUAUCGUUAUUGUCUAAUAACAUGUUCAGAGGUGUAUAACGAGCAUAUCUUGUAAUAGGAUAAAAACAGGAAAUAUAGAUGAGAUAUGUUUAUAUUAGUGUGAUAUUGUGUAACCUUUACUUGUCCUGAUUCAUCUGGGUACAUAUGUGGUAUUUCUUUUUUGUCUGUUCAAUUAUUUAUUUAUUAAAAACAUUUUCAGAACAGAGUAUUGUUGUGGUGUUCCAACUUAAUCAUAAAAAAAAAUCACCUGUGCUUUAGAGACAAUUGUGGCUUUCUUUUAAACUCUGCAAUGGAGAAGUCUUGUGUGGAACUGUUCUGAAUGCAUCUGAUCUCUAAUAUGUUCAAAUGGUUUAAACUCUUUCAGAAAGCCCCUGUAUUGUCAGAAGUGUUUGUCACAACUCUUGUUUUGAAUGAGAGAAAAAUAAGGAUUUCAUAUUGCAAUUGUUAAUAAAGAGAAAUGCAGAUUUUGUUUGAAAAUGUAUGUGUAUUGUGAUUGCUUUGACUGUCGGAUUUUUUAAUAUAACAAAUAUUAAGCAUUGUUUUGCCACAGCUCAGUGGCCAUGUGAUAUAAUUUGCAAUGAUAUUAAUUUGCUUGUCAAUUAUUGAGUGAAUUAAAUUAUUAGUUGUCAACUGAAAUAAUUUCAAGAGCAAGGCAUAUUAAUGUAAUUCUUUAUUCUUCUCAUUUAGUCAACAAUACAAUUAACUCCAA
Xyrauchen texanus (razorback sucker) is the source of this 3601-nucleotide messenger RNA. RefSeq names its product beta-sarcoglycan-like. The record is from RefSeq and is a predicted model, not a curated record. The transcript has 7 exons. Gene Ontology annotation, cellular component: sarcoglycan complex; sarcolemma. Gene Ontology annotation, biological process: muscle organ development. Lineage: Eukaryota; Metazoa; Chordata; Actinopteri; Cypriniformes; Catostomidae. The coding region runs from base 112 to 1065 and encodes 317 amino acids.